AUGGCUUCUGGACUCCCAAAAAAGACACCUCGUCUUUUGUUCAGGGAAAACCUGAAGCCUGCUAAUCUGACUCCCUCUGCCUUCCAGAAGGAGAUGUCUUUCACCACCAAGCAGAGGCUGGCCAUAGCUAAGAAGCUGAGUCUGCCUCAGAUUGUCCAGCCUGAAGACAAGCAGGAGACCUCCCAUCAGAAGUUCUCGGCAGCUGACCCAGAGCAGAGCUCGUUUCAGCCUUGCCCACCAGAGGUGGUGUUCCAGAACUACACCCCUGGUGAGGUCUGUGAAGUGCCUCUGGUUCUGAGGAACAUGGACAAGGUUCCUCAUGUGCUGAAGGUCACCUUGGAGAGCUCACCUUAUUUCCAGCUGGUGGGCCCCAAUGAUGCCUGCCGCAAGGUGCCACCGGGCCUCUCCACGACUGUCCGCAUCCUCUUCACCCCUGAGCAGAACAAGGAUUAUUUUCACCAGGUCACCUGCAUCACUGAAAGGGAAGAGUUCAUUGUGCCAAUUCGGGCCAUUGGUGCCCGAGCCAUCCUGGGCUUCCCUGACCAGCUGGACUUCUCAGAGCAGCCGGUCAAGUGCAGCACUGAGAAGGUUCUGCUGGUUCGCAACGUCGGCAACCGAGCAGCUCAUUACCAGCUGAGCACCCAGAGCCCUUUCUCUGUCGUUCCGGCCAUGGGAGCUCUGGGCGUUGGCGACAGCAUGCAGGUGACAGUGGAAUUUCACCCACUGAAGACUGGCGAGCACUCCGCGUCCCUGGUGGUGCACUACGACACAGGUGAAGCCACCCACACAAGCCUUCAUGGAAGAGCUGUGAAUGUCCCCAUCAGGCUGGACAGUAGCACUGUGACAUUUGAUAAGACCUACAUCACUCUGUCCAACCGAGCGACUGUGCUCAUCCACAACCCCAGUAAUAUCACAGCCCGCUUCCAGCUGAAGGCUGCUGAUACUGAGGGAGAGGAGGAGCAGCUGAGGAUGAGGCAGUAUCACAGGCUCUGUGAGAAGGAAAAGCACAAGUUGUCUGUUUUGCUGAAGGAGUGUGGAGUGGAGACCUCUCGCCGAGAACGCUUUGCCCUUCUCCUCCACAGCUUAUGGAGUGAGCAGGCAAAGGUGAGAGGAGAUCCCAUACUGUUCCAGGAUGACAUUUUCUCCCUUGAGCCAAAGGAGGGCGAGAUCGGGCCGAAUAGUUCGGCUGAAAUCAGCGUGGUCUUUAAGCCCCAGAAAGCCCAGGUCUAUAAGAAAACAGUUUACUGUGAUAUCUCAGGCUGUGAGAACAGGCUGCCCCUGGUCCUCACUGGGGAAGGACUUGGGCCCCAGCUCAACUUCUACUUUAAGGAAGUCAACAUCGGGGAGGUUUUUGUCAGCGCAAACAACCGCUUUGAGGCAGUCCUGUUUAACAGUGGGCCUAUUGAGGCUCCCUUCAGCUUCACCCCUCCAAGCACAGACCUGGGCUCCUGCUUCACCUUCCAGCCCCAGGAGGGCAUCGUGGCACCAAAGGCGCUCCAGGCCAUCCGGAUCUCCUUCUGUACCACCAUCCUGGGGGCCUUUGAGGAAGAAUUCAGCUUCCGUGUGACUAAAGCCCCUAAGCCUGCAACCUUGACUAUCAGGGGCUGUGUCAUAGCACCGACUUUCCAUUUUGAUGUGCCUGCCCUCGACUUCGGUGAUGUCUCCUUUGGUUUUCCUCACACCUUGCAGUGUUGCCUGUUCAACACCUCCCUGGUACCCAUGACCUUCCACCUCCACAUUCCUGAGGACGGGUUUGGAGAGCCCAGCAUUAACGCCUCUAGUCUCAAUCCCACUUGCCCAUCUUGGAGGAAGAAAUCUGAUUGUCUUAUGAAGCCAAAGGAAUUUAACAUACGUCCCUGCAGAGGGACUGUCCGUGCCCUGGGAUCCAUGGAUAUCAAGGUCACUCUGUGUUCCAACACGGCCAGAGAGUACAAGCUGGAGAUGGUGAUGGACGUGGAAGGUGUUGGCCAGAAGGUGUUUGCACUGCCCCUCACAGCCAGAUGCAUCGUUCCUCCACUGAGAGUGCUCGACCCUGUCGUGAAGUUCGAUCACUGCUGUCUAACGGUGCCCUACGACGAGAAGCUGACCCUUGUGAAUGACAGUGACUUUCCUGGCUGCUACUGUAUUCUCCCUCAGGAAAACAAGGAGAAAGCUGCUGCGUGGUACUCCAGCUCUGAGCCGUCUGGGAUUAUCAAGGCUCACAGCUCGGUGGAGAUCCCGAUUACACUCGAGGCCCAGCUGCUGGGAAAGUGCGACAUCCCUGCUGAGCUGGCCGUGUUUGGGAGAGAAGGAUCCCCGCUGGAAAUCCAUUUAGAGUGCGUUGGCCAGGGACCGGUUGUCUAUGUCUAUCCGAGGCAGAUAAACUUUGGCACUAUCCCUGUCGUACAAGACAGUGUCAAAACUCUCCAUCUCGCCAAUCAGAGUGCCAUUCCUGCAAUCUUCCGGGCAGAGAUGGCUGGGAAACGCUCCUGCUGGAGGGUUGAACCCAGUAAAGGGGUGGUGGCCCCUAACAGUGAGCUGCUUGUUGCUGUGAUAGCAAACCUGAAUGACACAAAGAAAUUCCAGGACAGCGUGACGGUGUUCAUUGAGAACAGCCCUACGACCACCAUCUCUGUCCAGGCUGUGGGCAUUGGCACCACAAUUGUCACUGACAAGCCUCUCGUUCCUGCCCUCGACUUGAAGUCCCACUUCAGCUUCACUCCCUGCUGUUACAAGUUCAAAAUGACCAACAAAGGGCGACAAACCCAUCAGCUGUACUGGAGCACAGAAGGGUUCCACGCCUUUCAGCAGAAUACUCGUCCCCCUGCCCGCAGGGGCAGCAGGAGUAAAGACGCUUCCCAGACCCCCAGACCUGGCAGCCCCGUGUUUAAGCUGCGGCCGCUGAUGACGGACCUGAGGCCAGGCCAGACUGUGGAGAUGGUGCUGGAAGGCUGCUCCAGCACUGUCCAGGAGGUGAAGGAGCGGCUGCUGUGCCAUGCUGUGGUGGGGAAAACAAAAGCAAAGAAACAGAUCAUGCAAGUGGAUGUCACCUGCAAGUUCAUUUGCCCUGCUGUGCAAAUGUCGACCAAAGCAAUCACGUUCCGUGUGGAAAAGAAACCCAGUGACGUCCUGACGCCCCAGUACAAGCCUUUGUCUUUAAAAAACACCUGUUCACUGCCAUUAAGCAUUGUGCUGGACUUGAAGCAGCCAUUCCUAAUCUGCAACAGGGACCAGCAGCCCCUUCCUGCAGAUUCCAAGCCCAUGACACUGGAUGUAGGAGAGGAACUUCAUCUCUGCAUCCAGUUUAACCCAGCUUAUAAGAAGGAUUUGAACAGCUGGGUGGCAGAGAAGGUUCUCAGGCUGCGCUAUGUGGGUCAUCCUCGUGAGGAGCACAUCACUGUUCGGGGAGAAGUCUACUUCCCCAACCUCCAUCUCCAGGCCGAGGCCGUGGACUUUGGCUGCAUCAUUAAUGACACAGAACAAAUGCUGUGUAUGGAGAUGAGCAACUGCAGCCCAAUUCCUGUCCAGUACCACUGGUCAUUCCUGACAGACAGCCAGGUGAACACCAUAAGGUUCCUCCCUUCACCACCUCAAUUCAAACCCCAGUCAUCAAAGAAGGAGGGAGUGUUUCAAAGGAGAUACUCCAAGAUUAAAAGUGUGGAGGAGCCAACCGAAACCCCGGAAACAACACUGGAUUCUGCCUGGGAAGAUUCUGCCCAGGAGGAUUCUACCCAGGAAUAUUCUGUCCAGGAGGAUUCUGCCCAGGAGGAUUCUGCUGAGGAGGAUUCUUCUGAGGUGGAUUCUGCUCAUGAGAAUUCUGACCAGGAGGAUUCUGCUCAUGAGGAUUCUGACCAGGAGGCUCCUGCCCCCGAGGAUCCAGCCCAGAAGGAUCCAGCCCAGGAGGAUCCUGCACAGGAGGAUCCUGCCCAGGAACCAGCAGAUGCGGAGGACCCUCUGGAAGCAGAGGAGCUGUCAUCUAUUGCUGUGGAGCCUCAGAGGCAAGUGAGGAGGAGGAGAGGGUUGAGCCAAUUCUCAGAGAUGAAGCGCCUCAACUUGGGAAUGCAGGAGGUUUUUGAUGUCCGGCCACUGUGGGGUGAGCUGCAGCCAGGAGAGAGCCAGCUGGUCACCUUCUCCUUCUUUGGCUACGCCAACAUCGUUGCCCGUGUCAGGGCUCUGUGCCACGUGGAGGGAGGCCCCACCUAUGAGGUGGUGCUGACCGGGCAGGCUUCGUGCCCCAGCUACCAACUGGACGUGGAGGAGAUUGACUGGGGGCUGCAGGUGUUUACCAAAGUCCUCCAAGCAGAAGUCACCCUGCACAACACCGGGGUUAUUGAGUUCACCUACGUGGUGCCAAACUCCAGCACUGGCACUGCAGCAAACCCUCUGCCUGGUGUGCCCGUGGUCAUGCCCACCACAGGUUCCAUUGCACCUGGCGAAAAGCAAGUGCUGAAAGUCUAUUACCUGCCAGGAAAGCAAGGAGUCUUCUGCAGGACUGUCCAGAUCCAAGUGGCUUAUCUGGAACCGGCAGAGAUCUUCCUGAAAGGAGAGGGGACCAUGUCUAGAAUCACCAAGGACCUACCCCGGAAAAGUUCGAAAGGAAAGAGGAAGAAAAGAAACCUGAAGGAAGAAAAAAGGAAGAGGGAUGAAUCAUCUGUCAUCCACCCUGAAGACAAACCCUGAGAAGUUCAGUCCUGAAAUUCUUUCUGAAACUGGGAAGCUCUUUAUGAAGAAGUUUUCUGUUGCUAAGCCUGUGAGUGCUUUGACAUGUCAUCACGUGGAAUUUCCCUUACUCUGAAGGACUCAAUGAAUGAAUUGAAGAACCUGAUGAGUGAGAAGAACCUCAAGUUCAUGCAAGGUGUGCAUUGGCACACCUUGUUUACCAAUAAAGCAGGGAAAAAAAAAAGUCUUAUGUGAAGAAAUCUGUGAAUGCUGAGCUCUCUACCCAGACAUGACACAAAUUUCUAUUUUAAUUAAAAACGUUCUCAUUUUAGUAGCAGUGAGAUUAUUAGCAUUGAGGUUUCACCUAAUAUGAAGAGUUUAAAGUCAGAUUUUUAAAUGUGUUUUAAUAAUUUCACAAGGGCUUAAUACUGAAGAAAACCCCUGUUCUUCAUACAUGUGCCUUCUACUUUGUUGAGUGUUCAUGGGGAUUUCUGAGUCUCAAGGAGACGAGCAGUUGUUGGUUGCUGUAAAGAUGUUUAUUAUAUGAAUGCAUCAGUCUCGAAGGCAAAGAGUUCAGAGAGUUAAAGUCUGUGCUAAAAGCUUUUGGCAUAAAGUCCAAAUUCUGAGCAGCAGCAGCAGCAGCACUCUGGUACAAAGUCCCGAUGUCCUGGGCAGCAGCUUCCCAGCACAGAGUUUCUAUGAUGUGGGCUGCAGAAGCAGUUGCAGUAGUUCUUCUUCUUGGUGAUGAUGAUGAUGGUGCUGCUGCUGUUCUUCUUCUUGAUGUGUGUGUGGUUUUCCCAAUACAGGGGAUUAAAUUUGUAAAUCAUCCAAUCAGCUAAAAACAUGAUUCUAAAACAUUCUUUCAAUACCAAUCUAAGCUUAAUUCUUAACUCACAAAAGCAGUAGUAGUUUUACCUAAAUCCUAUGUACAGAGUAUUAUCUGUAUAAUUUUAUUUAUGUAUAUAGUUCUAUCUGUUCUAUCUAGAAAUGUAAGCUGUGUUCUUACUAUAUUUUCAUUGUGUCUGGAGCUAAGUUACAUCUGUGAAAGGUAGUAUCACUGAACUUUAAACUAGGCCUUUAGGCCUUUCACUAACUACGGACUCUUAAGGCACUUAAGCUAUAUUUUACCUACAUAAAACUAAAACCUACACUCUUACUUCAUAUCUAUGUGGUUUAAUGUAUUUUAAUACUUUUCUUUCUCUGAGGGACUCAGGCUAUUAUUAUGGAUUCCAACAUACUUCUCCAAGGAUUUCAUCCUAGUCAAAAAAACCAAGUCCUUUUUUCUUUUAACUUAAAAAGUCAACUGAUAUCAAACAUAAUGACAACAGGAUAUUAACAACAUAACAUUAGCUGAAAGAGCUACUAUAGGAAUAUGAAAGGUUUGAUGGCAGUUACUGUGUUUGCACAGUAAUGGCCAUCAGCUUUUUUUUAUCACACUUGCAUCUCCUAGUGACUGGAGCAGGGGCAGCACAAGUGCAAACACCCACAGGAGCAGCUGAGAUGUUUUCUUCAUCUUACUGGAGCCUUGUGCUCAGGCAUGUUAUAAGUGAUCCUUCUGUUGAGCUUGGGAGGUUAAUUAAAGUUGUUAUUAUUGGAAGGUUAAUUGAUGUUACGAAUUACGAAGUUAUAAGGGAUAAAAGUUAACUAUGUGUAAUUAUGUUGUAAAGUUGUUAAGAUGAUGGUUACUAGGAUUGUUAAAUACUUUGGAAUAUUCGGAGUGAGACUGGAUUGGGGUCCGGUGGAUAGAAUGGGGGACUGGUAAGAAAUAUAAGGGGGCUUAUGGGGGCCUGGAAUAGAAUAUUCAAGAACAUGAAGUAAUGAAGAUGCUGUCAGUAAUGAAGAUGUGUCAGAUGCCUGGAAUAGAACAUUUGAGAACAUGAAGUAAUGAAGAUGUUGUCAGCACCGUGAGUAAUGAUUGGAAGAAACAUACACCAAUAAUUCGACGCCCUGGAAAAAUGAUUGGACCAGGAUGAACACGGCUAUGGAUCAAUCAGAGCCCGAGAAAGUGACCAAUCCAGGACUAAGGGAGGGUAUAAAUCAGGGUGUUGAGGGUUAGCAGGGGCUUCUUCUGCUGGGGAACCCAUUUGUAUCCUUUGUUGCUAUCCCGGUUUGUAGCGUGAGGCACACAGGAUUAGCCUGCGUCCUCCUUUGGCUGCAGCUCAGUCUUAAUAAAAAAGCCAGGCUUUAAUUUACAUCAAAAAGUCUCCAGUCUCGUUUAUAACAAGGCACAAGAUUCUGAGGGACACCAAAUGCUUUCAGCUCACCUUGGGAUUCAGAUCAGCUGUUCAGGCCUGGUGACACCUGGAGCUGUGCAGCAGAUCUCGAAUCCAGACUAAAUCACUGGAGCUUUUAAAAACAUCAUCAUUUGCAGUAAAGUCCUGACCACUGUGAAAGAGCUGCUAGUUCAGCAGCAAUGAGGGAACAAGCAUUUCCAGCACAAGGAACACCACGUGUCUGACACUGCCAGAGUGCCUGGUCAGCUACAGAUAAGCAUUUCUGUUCUUGUGAAUCCUCACCUCCACUUUUCUUUCCUGGAGAACACUC
Molecule: messenger RNA, 7182 nt
Organism: Cyanistes caeruleus (blue tit)
Lineage: Eukaryota; Metazoa; Chordata; Aves; Passeriformes; Paridae
Source: RefSeq, a predicted model, not a curated record